AUGCUCAAAUUGCUUAAAUAUCUGCAUGGUUCGGAGCUUGUGGCCAAGUUCCAGAGGGCAUGCGGUCUGUUCCUCAUCGAAGCCGCGCAUCAGAACGGAAACUGGGUGCACCCUCCGCGGGAGACGCCGCUCAUAGACGCGGAAGCACCUCACCAACUUGCUCGACUGCGGUGCGGUAAUGGACACGUUAUUACCAAUGAAAAGGACAGCAACUCAAAUGACAAACACAAGGAAAAUGGAUACAGUGUUGGUGUGUCUGCUAGGCCCCAGUAUGAGGUGAGGAACCGGCUUCUAUACUUCCUGUUCCUGGUGUCGGCCGGGCUGGGUCACGAGGUCUUCUACAUCACCUUCCCGCCUUGCUUACACUGGAACCUGGACCCCUUCCUCUGCAGACGCCUUGUCAACAUCUGGACCAUGGUUAUGUACAUCGGCCAGGCCCUGAAGGAUGUGCUGAAGCUGCCACGUCCUCUAUCGCCCCCAGUGGUGAAGCUGGAGAAGCGUGUGGACGCUGAGUAUGGCCUUCCCUCCACCCACGUCAUGGCCACCACCGCCAUCUUCUUCACCCUACUCCUCAGCGCCCCUUCCAGGGUUCAAUUCCAGUUUGAAGUGGGUCUGCUUGUGGCGGUGGUGCUGUCUGUGUUGGUGUGUCUGAGUCGUCUGUACACAGGCAUGCAUUCCGCUCUGGACGUGAUCUGUGGUGCUCUAAUCUCAGCCACAUUAAUGUUGGUCACCUAUCCAUACUGGGAAACCUUCGACCGGCUCCAGCUCACCUCCCCACUCUCCCCCGUCGGGGCAUUGGUACUGGCUCUCUUCCUGAGCUACACCUACCCUGAGCUGGACCAUUACACCACCACGCGGGGGGACACCACCACCAUCCUGGGGGUGGGUGCAGGCUGUUCUGUGGGCUACUGGGUAAAUGAGAGGCUGGGGGAGACAUUUGAGCCCCAGGGGGUGCUACCCAUACCCCUGCCAGCACUGACACUGGGUGGCUUAGCCCUGGCCAGCUCCCGCUUUGUGGUGGGUGUCGUGGCGUUGGUGGCGACUCGACAGAUAAUGAAGACAGCCAGUCUGUGGGUGCUGUGCUCCUGGUAUGGAGUGUCAGUCAAAGACAUAGACGCCAGGAGAAGGAAGGAGAUCGAGGUGCCGUAUAAAUUCACCACCUAUACAUCUAUAGGCCUGGUCCACUCUAUUCUGGUCAAUAGACUGUUCAUAGUACUGGGACUGCUAUGA
Salvelinus namaycush (lake trout) is the source of this 1230-nucleotide messenger RNA. It is a transcript of the gene sgpp2, whose product is annotated as sphingosine-1-phosphate phosphatase 2. The coding region runs from base 1 to 1230 and encodes 409 amino acids. Lineage: Eukaryota; Metazoa; Chordata; Actinopteri; Salmoniformes; Salmonidae. Gene Ontology annotation, cellular component: endoplasmic reticulum membrane. Gene Ontology annotation, molecular function: sphingosine-1-phosphate phosphatase activity. Gene Ontology annotation, biological process: phospholipid dephosphorylation; sphingosine metabolic process. The transcript is spliced from 5 exons. The record is from RefSeq and is a predicted model, not a curated record.